Messenger RNA from Cucurbitaria berberidis CBS 394.84, 2035 nucleotides. Its product is annotated as siderophore iron transporter-like protein mirB. NCBI's taxonomy places the organism in Eukaryota, Fungi, Ascomycota, Dothideomycetes, Pleosporales, Cucurbitariaceae. The record is from RefSeq and is a predicted model, not a curated record. Gene Ontology annotation, biological process: transmembrane transport. The coding region runs from base 173 to 1957 and encodes 594 amino acids. Gene Ontology annotation, molecular function: transmembrane transporter activity. The transcript has 3 exons.
UUUUCAUUCUAUUAUUCUUGCUACCUUCCCUGUCCGGUCAUCGGAGUGUGGGAUGUAGGAUACUUAAGCACGGAAGGGGGUAGCUGUUGGCAUUGUCCCCAACCUGCACUUCAAUCUCAUACCCUGCCUCUAUUUCGGCAGUUCUUCGGGCAUUGUUUGCUCUCGUUGAAUCAUGAGUGCUACCAUCGACGAAACUGACGCGGUGCGACCGGCAGCCGGAUUCGGUCGUCCUUCGAAGGAUUUGGACAUCGAGAAGACCCCAAACCAUCUCCACGAGACCAACAGUGAUGGCGAUACAAAAUCUGUCGAAUCUGAGACGUUUCAAAACGGUGUUCAGCGUGUGCGCGCCAUAACGGAAAUAUGGGGCAAGAAGACUUUGAUUACCAUGUUCAUCUUUCUUUACCUGAUCGAAUUCGUCGCUUUCUUGCAGAACGCCAUUGAUGCUGCGCUCAAUCCGUACAUCACCUCCUCGUUUUCCAGGCACGGUCUUCUUAAUGUCGGAAGCAUCAUGUCUACGGCUCUAGCUGGCUGUAUCCCCCUUGCCACGUCAAAGGUCAUCGAUGUCUGGGGCCGUGUUGAAGGCUUCUUUUUCAUGCUCAUCGUCGUCGUCGUGGGCAUGGCUUUGAAGGCCGGUUGCAAAAACAUGGAAACAUACAUUGCUGGCCACGUUCUUUACUGGGCUGGUCACAUUGGCGUUCUCUAUGUCACGGAUGUCAUGGCUGCCGACAUCACCUCCCUCAAGAACCGCAUGAUCAUCUUCACUAUUAACGGUACUCCUCGUAUCGCCAGUACCUUUGCCGGUCCCGCCAUCGGUGACCUGUUCAUUAACCAUGGCAACUGGCGAUGGGCUUUCGGUGCUUUCAUCAUAAUUUUCAUCGGAUGCUGCUUGCCGGCCAUGGGCGUCAUGGUCUACAUGUAUCGCAAAGCCAAACGCGCUGGCGUUAUCCACAAGCAGAGGUCGAACCGCACUGUGCUACAGUCGGUCUGGUUUUACUUUGUGCAAUUUGACAUCACCGGCAUUUUGCUGAUCAUGUUUGCCUUUUGUCUUUUCCUGCUGCCAUUCAGUCUCGUGUCCUAUGCCCCCAAAGGUUGGAAGACUGGAUACAUCAUCGCCAUGAUUGUCCUUGGCAUCCUUCUCUUCCCCGUAUUCGCCAUUUGGGAAGCAAAAUUCGCACCAGUCCAGUUCUUACCAUGGAAAUACCUGAGGAACGGUACUAUUGUCGGCUCUUGCCUCCUUUACGGUGUCAUGUUCGUCUCCAUCUUUUGUUGGAACGCCUACUUUAAUUCGUACUUGCAAGUGGUUCACCGACAGAGUAUUACCCACGCCGGUUAUAUUCUCAACUCCUUCUCGCUCGCAUCGUCCGUCUUUAGUCCUUUUGUUGCAUGGUUCAUCAGCUGGUCUGGAAAUUUCAAGUGGACCGCUUACGCCGGUGUACCCGUUACACUCAUCGGCACCGCGCUGCUGAUCCCAUUCCGUACGCCAUCCACCGCCCCUGGUGUGCUUGCUUUGACCCAGGUUCUUGUCGGUCUUGGUACUGGUAUAUUCUCUACCUGCGCUCAACUUGCCGUAAUGGUGCACGUUACCCACCAGGAGAUCGCCGCCAUUACAGCUAUCUGGGGUCUCUUCGGUAGCUUCGGAUCGUCCAUUGGCAAUGCCAUUGGUGGUGCCAUGUGGAACAAUCUCCUGCCCGCGGAGCUAUUAAAGCGUCUCCCCGAAGAGCAGAAGGCCAACUACAGGGCCAUAUUCGGUGAUAUUGUUCUGCAGAUGUCUUUCCUCGAUGGCACUCCGGAGCGUGACGCAAUUGUUGGCGCCUACGGAAGUGUCAUGCGCAAGAUGGUUAUCACUGGAGCUGUGCUAGUUCCACUCUGCUUUGUUUCCAUCUUUCUCUGGAAGAACGUCAAUGUCAAGAAGUUGGAGGAGGAGGGUGGCAAGCAGACCAAAGGCACGGUCUUCUAGAUGCUGUAACUUCAACAAACAGCACAUCACUCAUGUCGUAGUUAGAUUUUGGGUUUCGUUUCCUUCGCUAAUACCCCG